AUGGGGGGCCCUUUGGAAAGGCGCGGCUCCGUGGUGGAUGCCUCGAAGGGGCUUUUCUGUUCGCCUACGAAGACGGGCGAAGAUGCCCUGCUGGAAGGCGGACAGAUCACGUUUGGGCACCGCGUGCUGCGACCGCUUGUCAGCAAGGAUCCCGCAGAAAACUAUGAUGCGUUUCUCGACAUCCUGAGACAAGCGCGGAAACACUGCGAGGCAGAGACUCUAGAACUGCUCAUGAAUGACAAGGAGCUCCUAUACUAUACUCGAGGCAACCACCACCCCAAGAUCGCCCUCCGUGCGCAGCAGCAGCAGCAACCAAUGCAGCAACAGCAUGCAUCUCAUCGCCAGCAGCAGCUCCUAGCAGGAGCACGUCCCGCGUGGGCUCUACCAGGAACUCUGAUGUCGGCUCUUCAGGCUCAGCAAGAAGUCGAUCCCUUCUCAGUGUUUGGAGACGCCCCUCCGGAGCUGGUGUUGCACGAGGUCUACGACCAGCAACAUUACAGCGCUGUGGGUCCAGCCAUAAGGGCCAGCCACCCUAUCCUCGCGAAGCUGGACAGGCAGAGACUGCUGCUGCCCCCUGCCCCUGGAAACGGCGGCUGCGGCAGCAAGAGCGGCGGCAACAGCCUUCCCACUGUACAGGCGCAACAGCACGCUGCGUCAGGAGUGCCUGACAAGCUGCAUCUAACGCGUGAGAUGUGGGAGGAGGUGUUGUUGCCGGCUCUCCAGAGUUGGUGGUGUGCAGAAAGUGCUGUAGAGCUGGACUGGCGACAGGACCCUCUAACCGCCGAGGACUGCGCCUGGUACCUACAGGCAAUCGGUGCUUCCCGUGAUCUCACCGACCAAGUGACCCUCAAGCAGCCUUGCUUCUGUCCAACACCUCCUCCCCUCAGAGGGUGGAGCUGGACGGAUUCAAGACACCUGCUCCGUACAAAACUUGCCUCAGGGACCCUCACGAAGGCGGCUGGCGAGUCGGGGUGUUCGUGGCCGUCGUUCUCACCCCCGAAGCGGAGGACUGAAAGGGAGAAACACACCAGGGUGUUAGCAAAGCAACGUGAAACGGGGGGACCCGCGAAGCGAUGUGGAGCGGCUGCGUUUGCUGGAGCUGCUGUUACUGUGCUCUCUCCCAUCACUCCAGGAGUCCGCCAUCGUAGACAGCGCAACCGACUUCCUCCCAAGGCAUCUAACGGCACGGAUGCAGCUGUUGGCGCAGCCAGCCGCCUUGUUAAUCGUCUAAGCGGCAACAGCCUUGCUGGGCGAGCAGGAGGCCGCUCACUUUCCGGAGACGCUGCGGUCGACCCGAGACCACAAGGGCAUGGAAUUGGUGGGGAGGCACAAAGGGCCCCCACGGAUGGCAGCAGUCGACAGCUGAAGGAAGGGAACGCUCUGAGGCUGGCUAAGGCCCCUAUCCGUGCUGGUCAGCAGCCUCUCAUCUGCUUUGCAGCAGAAGCCGAGACUUUGCAGGUUCAGUCCACACAGCGAGUGGGUACAAGAAAUCAUUUGCUUUUAAUGCACCGGGCACUUUCUCUAAGAAGCAGUGUGCCCGCGGUGCGGCCCAGACUAGCGGCUGCACUCCCUCGUUUUGCACUGUCCCUAUUCUCCCCAGUGAACGGGGAACCUUGGCAAUCGAAGAAACCCCCCCAGAGAGGGAGGAAAACGAAACACUUUGAAUUCAUGAGGCCACCGAAGCCUCAAACGCUACUUGGGGCGUUAAUGGCAUUACCACGCGUUGGACAGCCUCAAAGAAUGCAGCAGGCUUCAAAGCCCCUGUUAAGACAGCCAGCUACUUACAUGCAUCUGAAGGCAGUCUUCGCAGCGCACAACCGCACGGGGGUAUAA
This is a messenger RNA of Cyclospora cayetanensis, 1833 nucleotides long. RefSeq lists its product as uncharacterized. NCBI's taxonomy places the organism in Eukaryota, Apicomplexa, Conoidasida, Eucoccidiorida, Eimeriidae. The transcript has 4 exons. The record is from RefSeq and is a predicted model, not a curated record. The coding region runs from base 1 to 1833 and encodes 610 amino acids.